Messenger RNA from Carya illinoinensis, 1169 nucleotides. Its product is annotated as probable 2-oxoglutarate-dependent dioxygenase AOP1. The transcript is spliced from 3 exons. Gene Ontology annotation, molecular function: dioxygenase activity. The record is from RefSeq and is a predicted model, not a curated record. Lineage: Eukaryota; Viridiplantae; Streptophyta; Magnoliopsida; Fagales; Juglandaceae. The coding region runs from base 64 to 999 and encodes 311 amino acids.
CCUGCCUUUGCAGCCUUAGCUAGCUUGAACUUUCUUCCUAGCUAGGCUAACAGAAAAUAAACCAUGGCCGACGUCCAAACACUGACCAAGAUUCCGACCAUUGAUUUCUCAAACGAGAACCUGAAACCUGGCACUAGUUCAUGGCUGUCGGUACGAAAAGAUGUUUGCAGUGCACUCGAGGAGUACGGUUGUUUUGUAGCAGAACUUGGCAAUAAGUUUCCCCUGGAGCUUCACAACACAAUGUUUGCUACAGCGGAGGAGCUGUUUGAUUUCCCCACAGAAACCAAAAUGAAACUCACUUCCGAACAGGUUUUCCAUGGCUAUGUCGCCAAUCCUCCUGUCCGCGAACGCAUGAUGAUUAAUAACGCAACCUCCCCGGAAGAAACUCAGAAGUUGACGAAUGUCUUCUGGCCCAACGGAAAUGAUAUUGUCCGGGAGGGUGCUAAUUCAUACGCGAAGAAGAUGGCGGAGUUGGAUAAAAUGGUUACGAGAAUGGUAUUUGAAAGCUAUGGAUUAGAGAAGAACUUUGAUGCUCACUUGGAAUUAACAACUCGUACUCUCUCACUUAUAAAAUAUAGAGAACAUCAUGAGACGGAGACCAAUGAAGGGAUUAAAAGCCAUACGGACAAGCACUUAACCACCAUUCUUCAUCAAAACCGAGUGAGGGGUCUGGAGAUAAAAACACAUGAUGGUGAAUGGAUUGGCUUUGAUCCCUCUCCUUCAUCCUUUCUCUUCUUGGCAGGUGAUGCUCUCCAGGUAUGGAGCAACGACAGGAUUCAAGCAAGCGUCCAUCGAGUAAUGUUGGUUGAAAAUGAGACGAGAUACUCAAUCGGGAUGUUUGCAUUCCAUGAUGGGACGAUACAUGUGCCAGAAGAAUUGGUUGAUGAAGAGCACCCUUUGAAAUACAAACCGUUUAAUAAUCGUGACUAUGCCAAAGCCCAAGCCAGUCUAUUUCAGCAAGAAAUUUCAGUCAAAGCCUUUUGUGGUAUUACAACUUAAUUAUUAUUAUGCGUCAGACGUUGGAACGUAUAACGUCGAGCUGCAUGUGCGGGUGCAUUUGCACGCGGCGUACAUGCGGGCGAUGAAUCUGUCGUUACAGGGCGUGCGUACAUGGCGACAAGGACUACUGCUGUUAUAUGUAGUACUAUAGUGUUUUUUUUUUUUUUUUU